AUGCCCUACCCGUCAAACCCGCAACAGCCAAUACCCAUCUCCAUAACGAUAUGCGGCGAUGGUGGCUGCGGAAAGAGCUCCAUCACCCUUCGUCUGGUCCGCUCGCAGUGGACCUCGGAGUAUGAUCCGACGAUCGAGGACAGCUACAGCAUCACCCGGCGCAUCGAUGGCGCCACCUACCACCUCUCCCUGACCGACACGGCGGGCCAGGAGGAGUACCGCGGCAUGUGGGCAUCGUCAAACCUCGGCGCCGAUGCGUUCCUGCUCGUAUACGACAUCACGUCCCAAGACAGCCUAGAGGCUCUGGGCUACUUCAACGACCUGAUAGACAUGGAGGCCGAGACGAGACUGGACAACGCAAACAGGGCGCAGAGGGCCGGCUUGUCGCCUGGCGGGACCGAGUCCGGCACCAGAACCAUACCACCCGUCAAGCUCGUGGCGGGAAACAAGUGUGACUUGCAGGAGUCGAGACAAGUUAUGGCGUCUCAAGGCCUGGAAUGGGCCAGGAAGCGGGGGUGCGGCUUCAUGGAGACAAGUGCCAGGCUGGAAGUCAAUAUCGAAGAGACCUUUGCGCUGAUUGUGCGCAGGGUCGUUGAGGGGCGCAGGCUCGCCGAGAUGGGCGUUCUUGACAACACAGAAAUGGACCGCCGCGGUGUCACGAAACCCUUGACUCCUCUGGGAAGCGAACGGGACGGCGACGUGGAGAAGAGAGAGGUCGGCACGAGGGGCCCGAGACUCGGCCAUGGCGACCGUGUGGGCCGACCGGGCUUCUGGAAGAGUCUGAGGUGCUGGUAG
Neoarthrinium moseri is the source of this 795-nucleotide messenger RNA. RefSeq lists its product as uncharacterized. The transcript has a single exon. Gene Ontology annotation, cellular component: plasma membrane. Gene Ontology annotation, biological process: signal transduction. NCBI's taxonomy places the organism in Eukaryota, Fungi, Ascomycota, Sordariomycetes, Amphisphaeriales, Apiosporaceae. Gene Ontology annotation, molecular function: GTPase activity; GTP binding; GDP binding. The record is from RefSeq and is a predicted model, not a curated record. Bases 1 to 795 code for a protein of 264 amino acids.